GUCAUCAAUUAUGAUUUGCCAAACAAUCGUGAGCUGUACAUUCAUCGUAUCGGUCGAUCUGGUCGUUUCGGAAGAAAGGGUGUGGCAAUUAAUUUCGUCAAGCACGAUGAUGUUCGUAUACUUCGAGAUAUUGAACAGUAUUACUCGACCCAGAUUGACGAAAUGCCGAUGAAUAUCGCCGACAUGAUUUGA
Strongylus vulgaris is the source of this 192-nucleotide messenger RNA. The record is from the annotation of a GenBank genome assembly. Lineage: Eukaryota; Metazoa; Nematoda; Chromadorea; Rhabditida; Strongylidae.